Molecule: messenger RNA, 4233 nt
Organism: Nothobranchius furzeri (turquoise killifish)
Lineage: Eukaryota; Metazoa; Chordata; Actinopteri; Cyprinodontiformes; Nothobranchiidae
Gene: cdh2
Product: cadherin 2, type 1, N-cadherin (neuronal)
Biological process (GO): cell-cell adhesion mediated by cadherin; cell-cell junction assembly; homophilic cell-cell adhesion
Cellular component (GO): postsynaptic density; cytoplasm; apical part of cell
Molecular function (GO): cadherin binding; calcium ion binding
Source: RefSeq, a predicted model, not a curated record
GCGCAGCAGCCUCAGUACCAGGCAGUGCUCUCCCUCAGUACGGACUGGAUAGACAGAUAGAAAGAGGAGGAGGAGGAGGCUCACACAUUCAUGCUGCCGCCGCCGCUCCUCCUGCCUUUGUCGAGCACGGAGCUGUACCGAGGCCACUCAUAAUCCAGUGGGAUUUUCUCUUGAUUUUUUCCUCCUAAUUAAAACCGACCAUCUUUUAUUCUACGGAUUCCGAAGCGAGAGGGAAUAAAGGAGUGACGUACCAAUGUACCCGUUCCACGAGGGCAGCGGGCUGCUUUUGCUGCUGGUCUUAGCGGGACUGCAGAUUGCAGUGGAGGCCAGGGGUGCCCUACCAUGCAGGCCAGGCUUCUCUGAAGAUCUAUACACUGUCGUGGUGCCAGAUAUCGCAGAGAAAGGAUGGCCUCUUUUCCACGUGAAGUUUAUCAGCUGUGGUCGAGGCGAUCUGGUGCGGUUUGAAUGCAGUAAUCCAUCUGACUUUCGGAUAGAGGCCAACGGAGUCGUUUAUGCUGCAAGGACUCUUCAGGACACUCCAGUCCUCGCGUCACCUUUGCUGAUCACAGCUGUUGACACUACCACUCAGCAGCAAUGGAUGACCCGGGUCAAAGUGACGUUUCCCACACAGGUCCAGGAACGUGCUCUCCCUCCAGUUGUGUCCGAGAGUCUGAGGGAAAUAGCCUUUCCACCUCAAAAAGUGGAGAGCCAACUGAAACGCAUGAAGAGAGACUGGGUCAUUCCUCCAAUCAAUGUCCCAGAGAACUCACGAGGCCCGUUCCCACUAGAGCUUGUUCGGAUUCGAUCAGAUCACGACAAAAACCGCUCUCUGCGGUACAGUGUGACCGGCCCAGGUGCUGACCAGCCUCCAACUGCGAUCUUCACCAUUGACCCCAUUUCUGGAGAGUUGUCGGUCAACAAACCCCUGGAUCGGGAGCUAAUCUCUAGCUUCCAUUUGAGAGCCCAUGCUGUAGACCUGAAUGGCAACCAGGUUGAAAACCCAAUCGAUAUUAUGAUCAAUGUGAUUGACAUGAACGACAACAGACCUGAGUUCACCCAUCAAAUCUGGAAUGGCACUGUUCCAGAAGGCUCCAAGCCAGGAACAUUUGUUAUGACUGUAACAUCUGUGGACAGAGACGACCCCAAAACAGCCAAUGGUAUGCUUCGUUACAAGAUUCUGUCUCAGACUCCGGAGAGUCCGACCGCCAACAUGUUCACCAUCAACAAUAAAACCGGAGGCAUCAUUACAGUGGCAGCAGGCCUGGACAGAGAGAAAGUGCCUCAGUACACACUGAUCAUCCAGGCUACUGACAUGGAGGGCAACCCGACGUUUGGCCUCUCCAACACAGCCACCGCCGUCAUCAGAGUCACUGACAUUAAUGACAACCCCCCAGAGUUUACAGCAGAGAUGUUUUUUGGGGAGGUGCCUGAAAACCGCGUGAACGUUAUUGUGGCCAACCUGACGGUGACUGACAAGGACCAGCCAAACACACCCGCCUGGAAUGCCGUCUACAAAAUCACCGGGGGCGACCCCACUGGCAGGUUCUCGGUGCCCACUGAUCCGACUACUAAUGAGGGGCUGGUAACAGUUGUCAAGCCUAUUGAUUAUGAAAUCAGUAGAACAUAUGUGCUAACGGUGGAAGCCAGGAACGAGGUUCCGUUGGCCAGAGGCAUUCACCCUCCCAGGCAGUCCACUGCCACCGUCUCCAUCCGGGUAAUUGAUGUCAACGAGAGCCCUUACUUCGACCCCAACCCUAAACUAAUUAAACUGGAAGAGGGGAUGAUGCCAGAGUCGACGCUGACCACUUUUACCGCACAGGAUCCUGAUCGCUUCAUGCAGCAAUCCAUCAGGUACUCUAGACUCUUCGAUCCAGCCAACUGGCUCAGGAUUGACCCGAACACCGGUCGGCUCACGACCAUUGCCGUUUUGGACCGAGAGUCUCCUUACGUGAAGAACAGCUUGUACAAUGCCACAUUCCUGGCCACUGACAGCGGUAAUCCACCAGCAAGCGGCACAGGAACUCUCCAGAUCUUCUUGCAGGAUAUCAACGACAACGCACCCAAAGUGUUCCCUCAGGAAAAAGAGAUUUGUGAAAAGCCGGAGCCGAACGCCAUCAACAUCACCGCCGUGGAUGGGGACCUGAGCCCAAACGCCGGGCCUUUCGCCUUUGAGUUGGCUCACCGGCCGUCUGAAGUUAGAAGGAACUGGACUAUAACAAGAAUCAGUGGUGACUAUGCUCAGGUGAGCCUAAAGAUUGGCUACCUUGAAAGUGGCAUCUAUGAUGUUCCAAUCAUAAUCACAGAUUCAGGCAGCCUGCCCAUGUCCAACACCUCCUACCUGCGGAUUAAAGUGUGCCAGUGCGACAUUAACGGGGACUGCACCGACCAGCAACACAUCAUAGCUGCCGGUCUGGGGACGGGCGCCAUCAUAUCCAUCCUGCUCUGCAUCAUCAUCCUCCUCAUCCUGGUGCUGAUGUUUGUGGUGUGGAUGAAGCGGCGCGAUAAAGAGCGCCAGGCCAAGCAGCUUCUCAUCGAUCCAGAGGAUGAUGUGAGAGACAACAUCCUGAAGUAUGACGAGGAGGGCGGCGGAGAGGAGGAUCAGGAUUACGACCUGAGUCAGCUUCAGCAGCCAGACACACUAGAGCCCGACGCCAUCAAGCCGGUGGGAAUCCGGCGUCUAGACGAGAGACCCCUCCACCCUGAGCCACAGUACCCGAUGAGGACAGCAGCACCCCAUCCUGGAGACAUCGGAGAUUUCAUCAAUGAGGGACUGAAGGCAGCAGACAACGACCCCACUGCUCCUCCAUACGACUCCCUGCUAGUGUUUGAUUACGAGGGCAGCGGCUCCACAGCCGGCUCCCUAAGCUCACUCAACUCCUCCAGCAGCGGGGGCGACCAGGACUACGAUUAUCUCAACGAAUGGGGCCCUCGCUUUAGAAAACUGGCAGACAUGUACGGCGGAGGCGACGACUAGGCACAUCUCGAAGGAUAAAAAGAUUAAACAAGAAAAAACACAUGAAGAAAAGGAAAGAUUUUCCUGUUGAAGGACAGCUUCUGAUAUUCCCUGAGAGUGGUAGAACUGUGACUGAAAAGAUACAAAUAAUAAAACAUUGAUUCAGAAUUUCUUUCAAAAACAACCAACCUAGGCUUAUUGUUGUAGUCUCCGCAUACAUAUGCUGUUGAAAGCUUAGGCAUAGGCUGUGGUCCAGUUAAGGAGGAUGUUGGAGUGGGUGCUGGGGGACUGUCGCCACUCGGACUGGCGGUGUUGAAUGCGCUCAGUUAAACUUGAAUUUCACAGUACAGAAGCACUGGGAUAUAAUGUGCCUUUUUGUACAUUUGUUUUGGAUCUAAAUGAUUAGUUUUAUGUUCAAGGCUUUAAUGGUACUGACUUUUGGAGUGAUUUCAAACAGUAUGUUACACUCUGGUAUGCUUCUACAUGUUUCUUCUUUUUUUUUUUUUUUUCCUUUUUGUUACACAAUGCUCCUGUUUGAAAAUUAUUUAAAUAAAUCUAAGGAUGAUAGAACAUCUGUUAGCUUGGAUGGGGAGAAAAACGAUCGAGAGCAGCACUGUACAAUAUUCUAGACUUUUAGACUUUCUCACACACAAGAAAAUACGUAAAAUUAUGCAGCCGGUUGCAAAUAAAGGGAGUUAUAAAUCACAUUUUUGUAGCAGAUUUUCUUUAUUUUUUUCUUUUUUCACUUUUAUUUGAGGUGAUUUAAUAUUUUACAACAGCAGCAACCUGUUUUGGUCUAAUCUAUGUACACUUCUUUUGCCUUAGUCUGAUAUUUUGGAGUUUUUCCUUCACUGUAAAAAGAUGCGUGUACAUAAGUUUUUUUUUCUCUUUUCUUUUGAUGUAGUGUUACAAAGAAGUGCAAAGUUCCAAACUUGUAAAUGUAAAAUUUGAACAAACAAAAUUCAAGUUUUUUGCAUGUUUUUAUCUUUUCAUGACAACAAAAAUUUGAAAACAAAAAAAAUGUUGUUUCCCAAAUUUCUUUACAAAGUACAAAAAAAUAAAUAAAUAAAUAAAAUUCUGGGUGAUAAAUGUGUAGAAGUUACGAGUAUUUUGUAUAAAAUUCAUAAAAUCACGGUGAAAUAGAGGACUAGUGAUCUUGUCAGCACAACUGUUGAAUUUGUACCAAAAACGGAAAAAUCAUUCAAACUGGGAUGUUGGGUGGGAUGGUGGCAGUAACGAAUGAAUCAGCUUUAAGACUGGAUUAAAGGUGUUGAAAUGAA